AUGUAUGGCAAAUUUCCAGUUCUUCGGAAAAACAUUGAAUCGGUUGCAUGUUUUCUGUUGAGAUAUUCUUUCUUAUUCAUCACACCAACAUUGAUGCGUGGAUAUCGAGAACAACUGAAACAUAGUGAUUUAUUCGAGCCUUUACCAGAGCAUGAUUCAGAAACAGCAACGAGACAGAUGACACUCACCAAUUCUUGCAGAGCAUGGGAAAAAGAAAAACUAAUGGCAGCCAAAGCAAACCGAAAGCCUUCGAUGGUAAAGGUUGUUCGAAGAUUGUAUGCCAAACGUUUUAGUUUGCUUGGAGUUUUAAUAUUCAUAAAAAAUAUAUUUCAACUGUUGCAACCAGUAUCCUUAGGAUUAUUAAUUCGCUAUUUUCGUUACGAUUCGCCUCUUUCAAAAAGAGAUGCUUAUUUGGCAGCAACAGGAGUCGCAAUAACGAGUAUUAUGAUACCAGUUAUACAUCAUCCGUAUUUCUACAGCCUGCUGAAACUUGGAAUGGAAUUAAAGAUAGCUUCUUGUGGUAUGGUCAUGGAAAAGACUUUCUUAUACUUGCAUCACUUCUGGCUAGCACCUUUGCUGAUAAUUGUAUACAUUUAUUUGCUGUGGCAUGAACUUGGUUUGGCAUCAUUAGCUGGUUUCGUGGCGCUACUUUUACUAAUACCUUUCCAAAGUCAUUUCAGUAGACGAAUGGGUAGAUGCAGGUUAUUUACGCUUUUUGAAUUAUAUUUACGAGAAAUAGUCAUGCGCGCGGAUAAACGUGUUAGCGCAACAAAUGAAAUUUUAAAUGGAAUUCGAGUGAUAAAGAUGUAUACUUGGGAAGAUGUAUUUUCGAAUCUGAUUAAUCGGUUAAGGAGAUACGAACUUUCUAAAGUGCAGGAAAAUUGUAUCUGGCAAUCGCUUGUGCUGGGAUUAUUUUGGGUUUCAUCAAAAUUCAUCAUUCUCUUUGCUAUACUUUGUUAUUUGUUAGCGGGUUAUCAUUUAUCUGCAGAACGAGUUUUCGUUGCCGCGGCACUGUACAAUUCUUCCGUAUUACCUAUAACAUUAUUUCUUCCAUUUGCAUUCCAAAGUUUAUUUGAAACACGAAUAUCGUUAUCUCGCUUACAAGAAUUUUUGGAACUAGAUGAAUACGAUCAAAUUGAUUACUUUGGUACUGAUAUGAUAAUCAAAAGCAAUAUUGCAAGUGACGAUGUAGCUGGGGAAAAAGUUUGUGUUUCAAUUCAAUGUUGUUUUCAUUCGCUCCUCAUGGAUAAAGAUGCUGUUAAAGAAGGUUCUGCUGUUCUUCGAGAUAUAUCUUUAAUGGUACAGGAAGGAGAACUCGUCGUUGUUACAGGACCUGUUGGAAGUGGCAAAACCAGUUUGUUGCUUUCCAUUCUUCGCGAAACUAAUCGCACGUGGGGUGUAUUACGUACGAUUGGUCGAAUCGCAUAUGUACCCCAAGAAGCCUGGAUAUUUCCUGGUACUGUACGUGAUAAUAUUCUUUUUGGACUCCCUUAUGUCAAGAAGCGUUAUGACAAAGUAACCGACAUUUGUGCGUUGAAAAAGGAUUUUUCACAGUUUCCAAGUGGCGAUGAAUUCAGUGUUGGUGAUCGAGGUCAGUCUUUAAGUGGAGGGCAGAAAGCUCGAAUCAGUUUAGCACGAGCAAUUUAUCAAGAUGCUGAUAUUUAUUUACUCGAUGAUCCAUUAUCUGCCGUUGAUGCAGCUGUUGGACGAUCAAUAUUUAAUAGAUGUAUCAAGCAAUUUUUGAAAUCCAAAGCAGUAUUGUUGGUUACUCAUCAGAUACAGUAUGUGCAGAAUACAGAUUUAGUUGUGUUAAUGUUGUCUGGAAAGAUCGUUGCUUCUGGAACUAUGGAAGAUCUCAAAGACACUGAAAUAUUCAACACAAUUGUCAGAGAAACAGAAAAAUCAUUGAGCUUACUUCGAACUGGUCUGGAGGAAACUACUGAUAUUUACUCAUUUUUAAAUGACGAUGUUUUACAGAAAAGCGAUGAUGAAUUUAAUCCAAACUUGAAUGUUAACGUAGAUGCUUCGUUCAGUAAACGCUCACAUUGUCAAGUAACUUCCAUAGACUAUUCUAAAUCCAUUGAUUGCAAAAUUUAUGGGCAAAGAUUAGAGGUUGGAAACUUUUUCACUGAAGAGGAAAAUUGUACUCAAGGAGCUGUUCCAUGGCGAAUUUAUUUCUUAUAUUUAAAAGCCAUGGCUCAUCCAUGGUUCCUCACUUUAUUGAUGGCUUUCUUUGCUGUAGCUGUACAGAUACUUGAAAAUUUUAUAGACUGGUGGUUGAACAAAUGGACGGAUGCUGCUGAAAAUGCUACGAAACAGGUUAGUAUUAGUGCUGACGAGCAGAUAACUUAUGUGGAGUACGUUGAUAAUUUGAAAUUGGGACCUUUUAAUAUCAAAGAAACUCUCUCAGGAUACAGAAAUACGUUUAGUCUUAUGAUUGGUGUUUUAGUUAUUGCAUCCAUUGUUAGGGUCAUGUGGUUUCGUCUUACUCAAGUUACUGCUUCUCGUGUUCUUCACGAUUUAAUGUUUCAACGAGUACUUAAAACUACUAUCAGUUUUUUUGACAAAAAUCCAACAGGCCGGAUUUUGAAUCGAUUCUCCAAAGACAUCGCAACUUUAGAUGACCAACUUUCGUUUGCUUUCUUUGACUUUUCCUUGGGAAUGAUGACUUUUUUUGGAUAUAUAAUUGUUAUAGUGAUUAUUAAUCCGUUCGUUCUCCUAAUUACGGGGCCAUUAAUACUGUUAUUCAUUUUUCUUCGAUGUUUUUAUCUUUCCUCCUCACGAAGCGUAAAGCGACUUGAAGCAACUACUCGUAGUCCAUUAUAUUCUCACGUCUCAUCCGCGAUGUAUGGUUUGGUUUCUGUGCGAGCCUUUCGUAACCAGCAGUAUGUGGUCAAUGGCUUCCAUAAGUAUCAGAAUGUCAAUACUGCUGCAUUUUACUUCAAUCUUUGUAUAGCAAGGUGGUUUGGAGCUGUGAUCGACUGGCUUGUGGCCAUAUUCAUCACUGCUGUUGCUUUUCUUUGCAUUGCUUCUACAACAAAAUUAACGGGUGGUGAAGUAGGAUUGGUUCUUGUAUAUGCAGUCCAAUUACUGGGUCACUUUUCUUGGAUUUUACGUCAAAGCGCUGAGCUGCAAAAUGCAAUGAUAUCUGUGGAACGUAUCAUUGAUUACAGCAAGUUGCCACAGGAACCAAUUAGGGAAGGUGUUAGUCUACCACUUGAUUGGCCUUCGGAGGGGCACAUUGUAUUCAAAAAUGUAACUGUUCACUAUGGAAAAGACGCACCUCCAGUACUCAAGAAUAUCAAUGCUGAUAUCAUUCCUAUGGAAAAGAUUGGAAUUGUGGGACGCACAGGUGCUGGUAAAAGUUCUCUAUUGAAGGCGAUUUUUCAUCUUAUUGAACUUGAGGGAAGCAUUAUAAUAGAUAAUAUUGACACGAAAACAGUUUCUCUGAAAUCUCUUCGCCAGCGGAUUUCUAUUAUUCCACAGGAUCCAGUGUUAUUUAUGGGUACAUUAAUGCAGAAUUUGAAUCCAUUUAACGAGCAUUCAAAAGAUGACGUGUGGCAUGUACUUGAACAGGUGGAAUUAAAGGAUACUAUUCUUGACUUGCCUUCCAAACUUGAGACAGAAGUUGAAGAAGGUGGCACUAACUUUUCCGUAGGACAGCGACAGUUAAUAUGUUUAGCUCGUGCUUUACUGCGGCGUUCCAAAAUUCUUGUUAUUGAUGAAGCAACCGCAAAUGUCGAUCCUAUGCAAAUACUUUUCAGAACUGACAGUUUUAUCCAAAGAACAAUCAAGAGAUGUUUUCGCAACUCCACUGUGCUCACAAUUGCUCAUCGUUUACAUACAAUCAUGGAUUCAGACAGAGUAAUGGUAUGUUUUUUCUAUGUUGAUGAUUUAAAGGUACUUGAUAAUGGCAAAUUAAUCGAAUUUGAUCAUCCAUAUUCAUUAUUAUGUAAAGAAAAAAGUGCUCUUGCUGCUUUGGCUGCUGAAACCGGUGAACAUAAUCUAGAGUAUUUGAAACGACUUGCUAUGCAUGAUUCUGAAAAUGAAGUAGAGAAGAGAGAAUGA
Molecule: messenger RNA, 4068 nt
Organism: Thelazia callipaeda (thelaziosis nematode)
Lineage: Eukaryota; Metazoa; Nematoda; Chromadorea; Rhabditida; Thelaziidae
Source: the annotation of a GenBank genome assembly